UCAAAACAUAAACAAUUCCCAAAGUCAGAGUAUUAUAGCUUUUUAAUUUAAAUAUAUAAAGGAAGAAGAGCAAGAACAGCGCACGGCAGCUAAGGUAAAGACGACCUAUUCCUCUCCUUUCCCAUUUAGCAAUUUAGGCUCUCCUCCAUUGCCAUUUCCCCAAACAACUGUUUCCAUGAAUCUCAAGUCUCGUCAUCAAUGAAGAAACGCCGCUACGACCUUCUUCCCCUGCUACUGGCAACAUUCACCGCGGCCGCUUCCGCCGUUGAUUUCCUCUUCAACGGCUUCGAUCCAUCCCAAGUUUCCCUCUACGGCAACGCCACCAUCGAAUCCCGCAUCCUCACACUCACCAACGACACCAAUUACAACAUCGGACGCGCGCUCUACCCCUCCAAAAUCCCCACCAAGCUCCCCAAUUCCUCCCUCCCUCUCCCCUUCCACACCUCCUUCAUCUUCGCCAUGGCGCCCUACGCCGGCAAGCUGCCCGGCCACGGCAUAGUCUUCCUCUUCUCGCCGCACGUCGGGAUCGACGGCUCCAGCUCCGCUCAGCACCUCGGCCUCUUCAAUUUCACCAACAACGGCGACUCUAACAAUCACGUCUUCGGCGUCGAGUUCGAUGUCUUCAAGAAUGAAGAGUUCCAAGAUAUCAAUGACAAUCACGUCGGCGUUGACGUCGAUUCGCUCAUCUCCGUGCAGUCCCACGAAGCUGGCUAUUGGCCCCAAGACUCGAAUUCGUUCAAGAGCUCGCCUCUUAACAACGGCAAGAAUUACCAAGUCUGGAUUGAUUACGUUGACGGAAGCGUCAACGUAACCAUGGCACCGGUCGGAAUUAAAAGGCCUAACACACCGUUGCUCAGUGUUCCUCUCAAUCUUUCCGGAGUUUUGGAGGAUGAAAUGUAUGUGGGAUUCACCGCAUCUACCGGAGCUCUGGUUGAAAGCCACAAGAUUCUAUCUUGGAGUUUCAGCAACACCAAUUCUUUGCUCAGUGAGAGUCUGAUCACAACGGGUUUGCCAAAUUUCGAGCUUCCGAAAACCCCAUUUCAUGAAACCAGAGGUUUCAAAGCAGGUUUGGCAGCGGGGGUGUCAUCUACCUUGAUCGUUUGCUGCGUUGUUGGUUUCUUGUUAGUUAAAAGGAACAGAGAGAUAAAGAGGAGAAGAGCAGAAAUGGAAGAUUGGGAAUUGGAGUAUUGGCCCCACAGAAUAAGUUACCAAGAAAUCGAAUCAGCAACCAACAAUUUCUCAGAAGCAAACGUGAUCGGCAUCGGUGGAAACGGGAAAGUCUACAAAGGCGCAUUGCCCGGCGGCGCAGAGAUCGCGGUGAAGCGCAUCUCCCUCGACAGCGGCGAAGGAAUCCGAGCGUUCCUCGCAGAAAUCUCGACGCUGGGACGCCUCAAACAUAGGAAUUUGGUGGGAUUGCGAGGGUGGUGCAAGAAGGAAAAGGGCAGCCUCAUUGUCGUGUACGAGUAUAUGGAAAAUGGGAGUCUUGAUAAACUGGUGUUUGAAUGUGAUGAGGAAAAGCAACUGAGUUUUCAAGAAAGGAUAAGAAUUCUAAAGCAAGUUGCUUCAGGUUUGCUAUACUUGCAUCACGGCUGGGAGGCCAAGGUUCUGCACAGAGACAUCAAGUCCAGCAACGUGCUGCUUGAUAAAGAAAUGAACGCGAGAUUAGGCGAUUUCGGGCUGGCCCGGAUGCACGACCACGACAAGGUGGCCGGGACGACGCGCGUGGUGGGGACGGUGGGCUACUUGGCGCCCGAGGUGGUGACGAGCGGCAGAGCAUCCACUCAGACCGACGUGUUCGGGUAUGGGGUGCUGGUGUUGGAGGUAAUGUGUGGGAGAAGGCCGGUUCGAGAAGGGGAGCCGCCGCUGCUGGAUUGGGCGUGGGAGCUCUUGGGGAGGGGGGAGUUGGUCAAGGCGGCGGCAUUGAGGGGUGGAGGGGAUGAGGAAGAGGAGGAGGAGGAGGUGGAGAGAGUGCUUCAUUUGGGGCUGCUGUGCGCGCAUCCGGACCCCAAGGCUAGGCCGAGCAUGAGGCAGGUGGUGAAGUUUUUUGAAGGCAAGAGUGAGGUGAAUGAAUCGGAGAUGGAGGAGGAUAUGGAGAUGCACCUAUUGGAGAAGAUGAAGAACAAUGAGUUAUGGUCCAUGUAUCCUAAUAUUUUCACUAGUGGCUCUACUUUAUCACACCCAACCUAUGAGGACAUCAGGAAGGGCUUCUCCAAUACUACUGGCUCACUCUCUUGGUCCACUACUAUUGUGGAGGCUAGGUGACAAUAUGUUCAUCAACAAAUUUUCAAUUUUCUAUCAUCGAUUUUUUUUUUUUUUUUUUUUUUUGAUAUAUUUAUACUUACUUGUACACAAUUUUUUUCUAUUUUUGAAUUUCGAGAUAAAACAGUGUGUAUAUGGUGCUAUACGGACGUGUAUGAAUGGAGUAUUACAGUUUGUGUCCCAA
Molecule: messenger RNA, 2443 nt
Organism: Salvia miltiorrhiza (redroot sage)
Lineage: Eukaryota; Viridiplantae; Streptophyta; Magnoliopsida; Lamiales; Lamiaceae
Product: L-type lectin-domain containing receptor kinase VII.1-like
Exons: 1
Coding region: 199-2262 (687 amino acids)
Biological process (GO): protein phosphorylation
Cellular component (GO): plasma membrane
Molecular function (GO): ATP binding; protein kinase activity; carbohydrate binding
Source: RefSeq, a predicted model, not a curated record